Messenger RNA from Candida albicans SC5314, 1011 nucleotides. RefSeq lists its product as uncharacterized. Lineage: Eukaryota; Fungi; Ascomycota; Pichiomycetes; Serinales; Debaryomycetaceae. The transcript has a single exon. The coding region runs from base 1 to 1011 and encodes 336 amino acids. The record is from RefSeq and is a predicted model, not a curated record. Gene Ontology annotation, biological process: reciprocal meiotic recombination; DNA damage checkpoint signaling; double-strand break repair. Gene Ontology annotation, molecular function: double-stranded DNA binding; damaged DNA binding. Gene Ontology annotation, cellular component: checkpoint clamp complex.
AUGUUGUUUGUUGAGUCGGAUAGUGAGUCGGUGAACAACACCGAUAUUUGUCAGGUUGAGGAUUCGUUUACGGCGUCGACCACGCAGAUUGCACAUUUGUCGGAUAUUUUCCAGAGUUUGGUCAGUAUUAAUAACCAGGCGAUAAUCAGGAUCAAGGAGACGGGGAUCGCGAUCUACUCGAGUUAUAAUCAUACGUUUAAUGUGAAUGUGAAUAUCGACCCGCUGUUGUUCAGUAUUUAUAGUAUUACUGGCGAGGAGUUUACGUUGGGGGUUGAUUUGAGUUUGAUUGGCGAGUGUUUUACGUCUGUGGCCAGUACGUUGAAGUUUGAAAAGUCGGUUACAUGUUACCUCAACUACCAGGGUGAAGGAUCCCCCCUAGUUAUUGAGUUUGAGGAUACGUAUAUUUUGGAGAAGCUCGAGUUUUACACGUAUAUUAUUGAGCUGGGGAUGGAGGAUGAUAAUUUGGGGAUCGACUAUGAGAGGGUGGAGAUGGAGGCGAUGGUCAGGAGUGAUGUGCUUACGAAUAUUUUACUGGAUUUGUGGCAGAUUGAUACCGAGAACUUGUUUAUAUACGCCGAGGCAGACACGUUGACUUUUAUCAGUAAUGGGCCUAUUGGCACGUCGAAACUUAUAUUCCCCAACGACAAGGAUGUGCUUGAGAAGUUGGAAAUUAGUGGCGACAAGAGGUACGUGGUGUCGCAGUUUAGUUAUGAGACGUUCUAUCGAAUAUUCAGGGCGGUGAGACUAAGCUCCAAGUGCAAGCUUAUCAAAGACGCGCAUGGGUGUUUUUCUAUCCAGUUGUUGUGCAAGAAACUACCGUUGAGUGGGUACUCGGGGACACUAGUCACCAUCAACAUGAUGGAGCUCAACCACGACGAGUUUAUGAUUGGGUGGAUAGAGGAGCAAGAGAAGCCGGUGUUGUUUACGUCGUUCAAGAAGGUAGAGGUACAGUCGAGCGUAGUUGACAAGCGCAAUGUAAGCGGGGCAGUUGAGGUGCCGUUAUUUUUAUAA